Molecule: messenger RNA, 3459 nt
Organism: Trichechus manatus latirostris (Florida manatee)
Lineage: Eukaryota; Metazoa; Chordata; Mammalia; Sirenia; Trichechidae
Gene: USO1
Product: USO1 vesicle transport factor
Exons: 22
Coding region: 300-2900 (866 amino acids)
Biological process (GO): vesicle fusion with Golgi apparatus; transcytosis; intracellular protein transport
Cellular component (GO): Golgi stack; cytoplasm; endoplasmic reticulum
Molecular function (GO): protein binding
Source: RefSeq, a predicted model, not a curated record
GCACUGGGCGGGCCUUGGGAGGACCCCUGCUGCGGGCCUUCUCUCGCCUACUCUCCCCCUUUGCCUUCGCCCUUCGAGCCGCCACGUAAUGCCACGUCCCCGCGCAUGCGUGACUCGGUCGGUGGUGGCGGCUGUUUCCGGGCUUAGGGGGCUGGAGCGGCCGCCGAGUAGGAGGCGGUGGUGGCGGCGGCCCGGGAAGGCAGAGUGCGGGCUUGGGGGCCAGGCCCUGCGGAGGGCAGAAGAAGUUGUCUUCUUUUCUAUUUUGAAGGGGCCGGUAUAACCCGUGACUGAGCGGCAACAUGAAUUUCCUCCGCGGGGUAAUGGGGGGUCAGAGUGCCGGACCCCAGCACACCGAAGCCGAGACGAUUCAAAAGCUUUGUGACCGAGUAGCUUCAUCUACCUUAUUGGAUGAUCGAAGAAAUGCCGUGCGAGCUCUCAAAUCACUGUCUAAGAAAUAUAGAUUGGAAGUGGGUAUCCAAGCUAUGGAACAUCUUAUCCAUGUUUUACAAACAGAUCGUUCGGAUUCUGAAAUAAUUGGUUAUGCUUUGGACACACUAUAUAAUAUAAUAGCUAAUGAUGAAGAAGAAGAAGUAGAAGAAAAUUCCACAAGACAAAGUGAUGAUUUGGGAAGCCAGUUUACAGAAAUUUUCAUUAAACAGCAAGAAAAUGUCACUCUCCUGCUAUCUUUAUUGGAGGAGUUUGAUUUCCAUGUCCGUUGGCCUGGUGUGAAGCUUCUUACUUCUCUUUUAAAACAACUAGGGCCUCAGGUGCAGCAAAUUAUUUUAGUCAGCCCCAUGGGUGUUUCAAGAUUGAUGGACUUAUUAGCAGAUUCCCGGGAAGUUAUACGUAAUGAUGGUGUCUUAUUACUUCAGGCACUAACAAGAAGCAAUGGAGCAAUCCAGAAAAUUGUUGCUUUUGAAAAUGCUUUUGAGAGACUACUAGACAUUAUUACAGAAGAGGGGAACAGUGAUGGAGGUAUAGUAGUAGAAGAUUGUUUGAUAUUGCUUCAAAACUUGUUAAAAAACAACAAUUCCAAUCAAAAUUUUUUUAAAGAAGGCUCAUAUAUUCAACGUAUGAAACCUUGGUUUGAAGUUGGAGAUGAAAAUUCUGGCUGGUCUGCACAGAAAGUGACUAAUUUGCAUCUAAUGCUACAGCUUGUUCGUGUACUGGUAUCUCCCACCAACCCUCCUGGUGCUACCAGUACCUGCCAGAAGGCUAUGUUCCAGUGUGGGUUAUUGCAGCAGCUUUGCACUAUCCUAAUGGCUACUGGGGUUCCUGCUGAUAUCCUGACUGAGACCAUUAAUACUGUAUCAGAAGUUAUUCGAGGUUGCCAUGUAAACCAAGACUACUUUGCUUCUGUAAAUGCACCUUCAAACCCACCAAGACCAGCAAUUGUGGUACUUCUCAUGUCCAUGGUUAAUGAAAGGCAGCCAUUUGUAUUGCGCUGUGCCGUUCUCUAUUGUUUCCAGUGCUUCUUAUAUAAAAACCAAAAAGGACAAGGAGAAAUUGUGUCAACACUCCUACCUUCCACCAUUGAUGCAACAGGUAAUUCAGUCUCAGCUGGUCAGUUACUAUGUGGAGGUCUGUUUUCUACUGAUUCACUUUCCAACUGGUGUGCUGCUGUGGCCCUUGCCCAUGCUUUGCAAGACAAUGCUACCCAGAAAGAACAGUUGCUCAGGGUUCAGCUUGCUACAAGUAUCGGCAACCCUCCAGUUUCUUUACUGCAACAGUGCACCAACAUCCUUUCACAGGGAAGCAAAAUACAGACAAGAGUUGGAUUAUUAAUGUUGCUUUGUACCUGGUUAAGCAACUGCCCCAUUGCAGUAACGCAUUUUCUUCACAAUUCAGCCAAUGUUCCAUUUCUUACAGGACAAAUUGCAGAAAAUCUUGGAGAGGAAGAGCAGUUGGUCCAAGGCUUAUGUGCUCUUUUGUUGGGCAUUUCAAUUUACUUCAAUGAUAACUCGCUUGAGAGCUACAUGAAAGAGAAGCUAAAACAACUUAUAGAGAAGAGGAUUGGCAAAGAGAAUUUCAUAGAGAAACUAGGAUUUAUUAGCAAACAUGAGUUGUAUUCCAGAGCGUCUCAGAAACCCCAGCCAAACUUUCCCAGUCCAGAAUACAUGAUAUUUGAUCAUGAGUUUACGAAGCUAGUGAAAGAACUUGAAGGUGUUAUAACUAAGGCUAUUUAUAAGUCCAGUGAAGAAGAUAAGAAAGAAGAAGAGGUAAAGAAAACAUUAGAACAGCAUGACAGUAUUGUGACUCACUACAAAAAUAUGAUUCGAGAGCAGGACCUGCAGCUUGAGGAAUUAAAGCAGCAGGUUUCUACAUUAAAAUGUCAAAACGAACAGCUGCAGACAGCAGUCACACAGCAAGUGUCUCAGAUUCAGCAACACAAGGAUCAGUAUAAUCUUCUUAAAGUACAGCUAGGAAAAGACAAUCAGCAUCAAGGUUCUUAUAGUGACGGGGCUCAGAUGAAUGGCAUUCAGCCAGAAGACAUUGGUAGGUUACGAGAAGAAAUAGGAGAAUUAAAAAGUAAUCAGGAACUUUUACAAAGCCAACUCGCUGAAAAGGACUCUUUGAUUGAAAAUUUGAAAUCUUCCCAAACAUCACCUGGGACAAAUGAACAGUCUGCAACAACAGCUUCAGCUAAAGAUUCUGAACAAGUUGCAGAAUUAAAACAGGAACUGGCAACAUUAAAGUCUCAGUUAAACUCACAAUCUGUGGAGAUCACAAAACUGCGGACAGAAAAGCAGGAGCUGUUACAGAAAACAGAAGCAUUUGCCAAAUCAGUUCCUGUAUCAGGAGAGAAUGAAACUGUAACAGCUGCAAAAACUACUGAUGUUGAAGGGAGACUGUCAGCGUUAUUACAGGAGACUAAAGACUUAAAGGUUAGUUUUUGGUGAAACUUUUAUUUAUUACAUAUUUUAUCAAAUGAACUUCAGGAAAUUUGAUUUUACUUUAUUUAAUCUUUCAAAUCCUUAGAUUAAUGAAGAAAGCUAAUGGGGUAUAAUUUUACCUCACACCAUUUGCAUUCCUCUUUUGAUGACUAGAUGGCACAAAUAAAGUUUUUGUAGUGCUAUUUUAAACAAUGGUGUCAAGUAUGUAAAAUAAGAAUGUGUAUUAAUGUAAUUUGAAAGUAAAAUCAUUGAAAAUAUUUUAAGUUUUCUUAACACCAAUAUCUAAUCACAAUAAGAAAACAAGGGCUACAGACUUGGCUAACACAUGAACCACGGGUGGGCUUUCCAUGAGACUAAAGUAACACAGGCAUCUUAAAUCCUGCUAGCCUGUUGUGUAACAGACACGUAAGAAUAAAUAAAGGAAUGAGGUAACAUUAAUAAAAAUAAAAGACAUGAAGGAAAAAUGGAAAAAGGAGGAUAAUGUGUAAUUGUGUUUUUUGGCUCGUGAUCAAAUUGUUUUAAAGUCAUAGAUUUUAUUUGAAGUCAUUGUUCUUUCUAAUUUAAU